This is a messenger RNA of Didymodactylos carnosus, 140 nucleotides long. The record is from the annotation of a GenBank genome assembly. NCBI's taxonomy places the organism in Eukaryota, Metazoa, Rotifera, Eurotatoria, Philodinida, Philodinidae.
AUGGUAAGUCAAGCGAUAAAAGGAGCUGAUCAACCACGAGCUCAAUGGUAUUGGAAAUCAAAUUCUGACCCGUGGUCAACAAAUGGAAAUGAAGAAUGGACAAAAUAUUCUGAUAUCGAAUCAGCGAUUAUCGAAGAAGU